GCUCAAUUGACUGCUGUUAGUGACUUUAAGUAUACGGUGGAUCAAUUCUAAGAAUGGUCUCUCUCCCCAAUGAUGAAAACGAUGUAUCAUCAUCUGUUAAAAGCAAACUCUUAUCUAUCAAGGAGUAUGUCCAAGAGAAUUGGAAGUACUUUGUCAGUGGAUUGAUUGUACUUUUACUUUCAAUUGUCUUGUUAUCAUCCAAUGCAGUGGGAUAUUUGAAGAUUGCCCUUCAGCCAGUGGAUGAUGCGUCCAUCUGCCCGAUGCAUGAACCCUUGGCCCCAGAAUCCUUUUAUCAAGAUAAUUCGACCGUUCUUGCCAUUCUUCGUGAUGAAGAAUUCCGUUUGAAAUCAGUUAAGAAAUUGGCAGGUGCAGUUCAAAUUAAUACCACAGUCACUGACAAUCAACCUGACGUUCCAGAUGCUCCACAACUCUGGGAAUCCUUUGGUGAUUUCCACCUUUACUUACAAUCCACUUUCCCCAAGAUCUUCACUUUACUUGACGUUGACUAUGUCAACACGUACGGGAUUGUCAUCCAUUGGAAGGGCUCCAAUAGUAACCUUAAACCCGUAAUGUUGACUGCCCAUCAGGACGUGGUUCCAGUACAGAAGGACACUUUGGAAGACUGGUCCUAUCCACCAUUUGAAGGUCAUUAUGAUGGACAAUAUUUAUAUGGUAGAGGAUCUUCAGAUUGUAAAAACAUAUUGAUUGCAAUCUUGGAAGCCAUUGAAUUGUUAAUUGAACAAGAUUUCAAACCACAAAGAGGAGUAUUGGCUGUAUUUGGUUUUGAUGAAGAGGCAUCUGGCUUAAGAGGUGCCUUCAAUCUUAGUAAGUAUUUGGAAAAGAGAUUCGGUAAGGAUUCGAUCUAUGCUAUUGUAGAUGAAGGUUCUGGAUUGAUGAAAGAUCAAAUCACAGGACAAAUCAUCGCCAUGGCUGCCACUGGGGAAAAGGGUUAUGCAGACCUUAAGAUUGACUUGACCACCCCUGGUGGACAUUCUUCUGUUCCACCUGACCACACCUCGAUUGGAUUAAUGUCAGAGGUUGCAUACUUGAUGGAAAAUGAUAAGUAUGAACCCAUCUUGUCGGCCAAAAACCCAAUGUUGAAGUAUAUCCAGUGUUUGGCUGUUAACACUGGGGAUAAAAUCCCCAAGAUGACCAGAAAGGCUAUCUUAAGAGCAGGAUUUGAUAAAUUGGCAAACAGUCUUUUGGUUAAAUCCUUUUCGAAAUCGCCUCUUACUCGUUAUUUGAUCUCAACCUCUCAGUCAAUUGAUCUUGUUCGAGGUGGAGAAAAGGCAAAUGCCUUACCAGAGGCCAUAACUUUAGUUGCCAACCACAGGGUGGCAAUCGAGUCUAAUAUUCAAGAAACAAAAGAUAGAUUUGUUUCUAGAGUUCAGAUUGUUGCUGAAAAAUAUGGUUUGGGAUUGGUUAGCUUUGGUAAGACCAUUUUGGAACCAACUGCGAAGGGUACAUUUGAAAUAGAUUUCUUCAGUCAUGCCUUAGAACCGGCCCCAGUUUCACCAUCAGAUGAUACAGUUUGGAAAUAUCUUGCUGGAGUUACAAGACAUGUUUUCGAAGACUUGGUUUUCCCUGAUUUGGACUAUCCUCUUGUUGUGGCCCCAGCUAUUAUGCCUGCAAACACCGACACAAGAUAUUAUUGGAAUUUGACUAAGAACAUCUACAGAUAUACUCCAGCAUACUCUGAAGAUGUGAUGAAGGAAAAUCACAUACAUAGUGUUGACGAAAGAGUUAGCGUGGAUGCACAUUUGGAAACCCUUGCCUUUUUCUAUGAGUAUGUCCAAGCCAUCAAUACUCCAGACGCUGACAAUUCUUAAAUAUAUCAAUAAUAAAAAUAUGCUUUCUA
Molecule: messenger RNA, 1858 nt
Organism: [Candida] anglica
Lineage: Eukaryota; Fungi; Ascomycota; Pichiomycetes; Serinales; Debaryomycetaceae
Source: the annotation of a GenBank genome assembly